AUGGAUCAAGAGAUGGAUGUCGACAACGACUAUUCAGACAGUACCAGUCAGCGGCAACCCAGCGCUGAGCACACACCGCAAGGAACUUAUGCGCAAGUUGGGGGAGCUUCUUCGCAAGGGAAUCCAACCCCCACCUCCGUUCAGUCUUCCACCACGACCUCGAUUGCCUCUGGACCUCCCACCAAUGCCGCCAAUUCGCAGAACUCGAAACGCCGCCGAGGGUUGGGUGUCGUGACGCCCAAUGCGUGCACAGAAUGCCGCAAGAAGCGCGCAAAGUGUGAUGGUAAAAGGCCAUGCGGGCGCUGUAGAGCGCAGAAGGAUGUCGAAUGUGUAUACGAGAUUCCUGUGCGCCAAUCGAAGGAGAACCUACGCACCGAGAUCGAAACUCUUCGCCAAAAGCAGCGUUCUAGUGACCAAGUAUUUGCUGCGCUUGUGCGACCAGAGCUUUGGGAAGAGGUCUUGAGGCGCAUCCGAGGUGGUCAAUCCAUUGACAGUAUUUCAGAAUGGCUUGCAAGCGCAUCACACCCUGGAGGUGGCCAGAUCUCGUCCUAUUCCAACCGGCCUGAGGGACCCACGAUGGGACCUGUCCCGGCGUAUCCUGGAGGCGGAUUAGGAACAUUGGCAGCCAUGAGUCUCGGUGUGAACCAGGUACCGCAGCAGCCUAUGAGGGGUGAGAUGGGCCAGCACAGUCCAUGGCAUUCUUCCUUUCAUAGCCAGACCGGUUCGACGAGGAGUAACUCACACCCUGAUAUUAUGAAUUGGACGCUACAUAAUCGAGCCGGGUCUUGGGCGGAAGGAAUGCCCCCAGAACAGAUUUCAGACGGACUUCCACGACUCCGUGGCGUCGAGAAAAUUCUGUCGCCCCUGAAUGAACCGGAGCUUCGAAAGUCAGCUGCAACAUGGACCGCCAUUACUAGCGAUAGCAGUCUUGUUCAACACCUCUUGGCGUUGUAUUUCUGCUGGGAAUACCCGACCUUUGCGUCCUUAAGCAAAGAGCAUUUUCUACAAGAUUUUCGGGAUGCACGAAAUCGUUAUUGUUCACCAAUACUAGUCAACGCUCUCCUUGCUUUGGGAUGCCGUUUCUCGACACAGCCCAUGUCUCGUGCCAAUCCCAACGACCCGUACACGUCUGGAGACCACUUUUUCAAAGAAGCAUUGCGACUUUUCGCUCAGGAGACAGACCAUCAUACCCUUACAACUAUUCAAGCAUUGGGGAUAAUGUCGAUCCGUGAGGCUAGUUGUGGACGAGAUUCUGAAAGUUGGUACUACGCUGGCCAAAGUAUCCGGCUAGCCAUUGAGAUGGGACUUCACCGCAUAAUGGACGAAGGGGAUGAGGACGAACUUGCCGUGCAAGCAGCUACCUUCUGGGGAGCAUUUGCACUGGAUCACAUGUAUUAUCAUUUUGCCAUAUUACUCUUAUUCCGACCUUUAAUCAAGCUGAAGAUUAUUGGGUCAAAAGUAUCCCCUCGAGAUGUUUGCUCACAGGCAGCCGAUGCAAUUCAAGGUCUAUUGAGAUCUUACUCCUCUCUGUACACAUUGCGGCGAACACCAUCAUUCGUACCCUAUUUCGUUCUGACAUCGGCCAUUAUGCAUCUGGCAAUUGGAGCAACGUCUGUCAGUUCAAACUCAACCGAGGCUGAUAUGGAGGAGGCGGUCAAAGUUGAUCCGCGCGUGGCUGAGUCUAUCACACAGGGCAUCUCGGACCUGACUGAAAUGGCCCCUUGCCACCAGUUCGCCGAGCAGGCACUUAACAUCUUACGUUAUUUAGCCGCCAAGUGGGAUAUCGACGUGGAAAAUAAUGCCGAUAAGCUCUCAGCAGAGGAGUACGAUCGCCUAGUGUUGCCACACACAGGAGGUCUCAAUUUCUUUUCACCCAACAUGCGCGAGGGCGAUGUAACGUGUCAAUGGGGCUCAGGAUCGUUCAUGGCGGCAGCAACAGAUCAGCCGGCUUCGGCGCAAAAGGCGGGGGACAGUAUGGAAAACCCUCUCUUUUGGCCGUUUCCCAUGCAAGGACGGCCUAUCCUCCCAGAUGGUCUCGAGUUGGAACAUGCAGGGUUUGCUGUAAUCUAA
Molecule: messenger RNA, 2070 nt
Organism: Fusarium sp. VM40
Lineage: Eukaryota; Fungi; Ascomycota; Sordariomycetes; Hypocreales; Nectriaceae
Source: the annotation of a GenBank genome assembly